AUGGAAGAUUUCUUCACACUGGCUGGUGGCUUAUCUGAACAAGCAGAGACACUUCAAUACACUGAUGAUGAUGCUGAACGAAUCAGAUGGGACACACUAACCUCUGACUUACCUCAAUCCACUACUCAGAAAGACAUCUAUCAGGAACUUAUAAGCCUGAAAAAGGAGGCAGACCUUGACCUCCACGGCCUGUUCCUGUCAGACUACCACAUGCGACUGCAAAUACUACGUGGAUUCAGAAAAAAAAAAUAUACAUGCAAUAGGUAAAGCUAAACCUAAAGUCUGCGGAAAAUGGAUAGCAGUCCUCAAUAAAUGCUCACUAGACCUCAUCAUAAUCAUUAUUGAAGAAAACUUGGGAAACCCUCCUGCUCACAUCUACAGAAGCAGUGCCCAUGGUCCUUAAACUCAACCAGGCCGUAAAGGAGUACAAAACUGACCAAGUCAGAUUUAAACGCGAGAAGGUUGAGAAAGUCAAAGCCGACUACUCUGAAGAUAGAGUAUACAAGUGGCUGAAUGGCCACAACGAGCAACCAAGAUUUGCAAGGAAUCGCCGCCCUAUCAGAAAGCCUCGACAGUUCACGAUCAACAGGACAUCUGCUGAAUCCACCUCAGAUUUUGACAAUCAACGUAGACCGGAAAACUCAGGACCCUCUGUACAUUUUUUAGAGAGAGGCAAUACUUCAACAGGCAUAACUACAAGGCAGCAGUCCAGACAAGAGUUUAAAGCAAACAAUACAUCACUCGAUGUGGACAGAGGGGCAACACAUUCUGGAGCAAGAGGCAGACAUCCACGACGGAGAUAA
This is a messenger RNA of Pelobates cultripes (western spadefoot toad), 803 nucleotides long. The record is from the annotation of a GenBank genome assembly. NCBI's taxonomy places the organism in Eukaryota, Metazoa, Chordata, Amphibia, Anura, Pelobatidae.